UGUAGACUUUUAAAAAAAUCGGCAAGUAGGAUAUCCUUUGGAAGGGAUGAGAGACGGUGGCCGAGAGGCUCACAUCAAAAUGGCCGCAUUUUAGUCUACAGACGAUUUUCUUUACUGUUUGCCAAUAGCCGCAUAAAGGGCCUGGCAGUGUUCCCUUAAGUGGCAGAUCUGUUUCGCUGGAAAUUUCGCUGUUGAAUAAUCUGAAAAUUUUCGUGAAAUAGAACAAACUUCGGUUUUGCAUCACUUUUUUUACAUGAUGUUACGCCAUCAACAUCACGCAAUGCAAAACCAACUUCGAGAUCAUAAUAGAAUGGGUGGUCCGAUGCGUCCUAUGCAACAGGCAAAUAUGGCCCCUUUACAUCAGCCUCAGCAUCCGUUAUCGCAUCGGAAUCCACAUCAACAAAUACUGUCCAUGCCCCCCCAUCAACAACAUAUUCAUCAUAUGCAGCACCCUGGUCCACCACAUGGAAAUCCAAGACAACCAAUGUUGAUGGGCAUGAAUGCACAUAAUACGAAUGGUAUUUUAAAUGGCACCAUGGUUAGCGUCAGUCUAAAAGAUCAGACAAAUACUGUUUCUGUGACUCUACAAAAUCCUAAUGUACCACCACCACAGUAUUCACAACAACAAAACAAUCAACGAAAUCCUCCGCCUCCACAACAUAUUCAACAACCGCAAAACAUAGAAUCAAAUAAACCUGUUACAAGAACAAAAAAUGGAGAGUCCAGAGAUCAGAGUCCACCUACUCAAAAUCAUAUUAACGUGACUGAUUCAGCUUUGGCAAACAUGAAAGAAAAAACACCAAUGUGCUUAUUGAAUGAAUUAGCACGUUUUAAUAAAAUUCAACAUCAAUACAGAUUGACUAAUGAACAAGGACCAGCGCACAAAAAACGAUUUACAGUAACACUAAAAUUAGGAGAGGAAGAAUAUGUUGCUGAAGGUCCUAGCAUAAAAAAAGCUCAGCACAGCGCUGCUACUGAAGCAUUAACAAAAACUUGGUAUCAACGGCCUCCGCCGAAACCUACAAAGACGAUGAGAGCUGGACAUCCAGGAAAAUGUUUUAGUGGUCCUGGAAAUUUACCCCCAACUGUUGAAUUAAAUGCUUUGGCUAUGAAAAGAGGAGAAGCUACUGUCUAUACUUUUAGACAAGCUCCACCAGCAGGAUUACAACAAUAUGUUACAAAUAGUUUAGGACAUUUUCCUCGAAUAUUUAAUCCACGUUUUCCUACUUAUAAUCGUGGUUUUCAUGCAGAACCUCAAUUAUAUCUUGUAUCCUUAAAGGUAGGAGAACGUGAAUUUAUUGGUAGAGGUCUGACAGGUCAAGCAGCGCGACAUGAUGCGGCGAGUAAAGCUUUAGAACAAUUACGUCAAUUACCAUUACCGGAAGAAGUAGCAAAUUCUUGUAACACUGGUGAAAAUGGUACAUUAGGUGAAGCUAAAGAUCCAAUUGCAGAAUUGAAAAGUCCUGUAUCUUUAGUUCAUGAGAAAGCAUUAAAACGUGGUUUACCUGUUAGUUUCGAAGUUGUAUCAGAAAUUGGUAAACCUCAUAUUCGAACAUUCAGGACAAAGUGCACUGUUGGAGAUAAAGUUACAUUAGGAGAAGGACCUUCAAAGAAAGUAAGUAUCAAAGAACAUGCAGCUGAAUUUAUGUUAGAAGAACUCAAUCGUCUACCUCCGUUGCCAGAAACUAUACAAAAUCGUCUUGUUCGAGUAAAACGUAAACCACCGGCAACAAAAAAGAAGUCACGAAAUCUUAUAAAAGUUUAUCAAGAACCACGCUCUGAAACUGAUGCUGCAGAAGAAGUUAAUCCUGUUUCGCGAUUGGAUCAAAUACAACAAGCUAAACGAGAAAAGGAACCUGUCUAUAAUUUAAUUGAAGAAAAAGGAGCACCAAGGCGAAAAGAAUUCGUUAUGGAAGUUACUAUGGGACAACAUUCUGCUCAAGGAAUUGGUCCAAAUAAAAAGUUAGCUAAAAGAGCUGCAGCAGAGGCUCUUUUAGCGCAAUUAGGUUACAGUAAACCUCAACCACAACCUACUAAGCCAUCGAUUAAAACAGGAGAAAGUGAAAAUACUGAACAAAAACCUAGGAAAGUCACAUUUUUAGAAGAUGAACAAAUUAAUGAAACCCAAUCUCAUCCACCAGUAGGAGGAACUAUUGGACGUCAGUUAGUACCUGGACUUCUAUUAGUGGAUGGAGGUCAGGAAUCUAAAUUAGGCAGCGGACCUAGUGUACAAAUUGUUGCCGAAGAAUUACGAGGACAACAACAACAAAAUCCACCUACUGUUUCUCCCAAAGAUCAAUUAAAAUAUCUCUCUCAAUUAUUUAACUUCAGCGUGGAAUUUAAUGAUUUUCCAAAGGGAGCAGUGAAUAAAGAAUAUCUAUCACUUGUAACAUUAAGUACAGAUCCACCACAAGUUUGUCAUGGUAAUGGGCCAACGAGAACUGCGAGUCGUAACGAAGCAGCAUUGAAAGCUUUAUGUACUUUAAGUAAGCUGGGUCUCGAUAAUGCAUCCAACUCACAAACAAAAAAAGAUAAAGGUGCGUCUGGAGAUGGAAUACACAUUAGCAUUCAAGUUAAAAACAAUAUAAUGGAUGGAGCUAUUGAUAAUUGUUGAAUGAAGUAAUCGGAGGGAAAAUGAGUCUUCUCGAUCUAUCUCUCUGGGCCUUAUUACAUGGUAACUUCAAUAUUGAAUCACCGAUGACUCUCGAUCUUCAUACAUUACGCCAUUGCUUCUUUAACUUAACGGAUCGCGGAUUUUGAAGAUCAGUAGCUUUUUAUGAAGGAUCAAUCUUUUGCAGUGCCUUAAUCGCAACAAAAAAUUGCUCAAGCACCAAUAAAUGAUAAAUA
Molecule: messenger RNA, 2847 nt
Organism: Apis florea (little honeybee)
Lineage: Eukaryota; Metazoa; Arthropoda; Insecta; Hymenoptera; Apidae
Gene: stau
Product: double-stranded RNA-binding protein Staufen
Biological process (GO): intracellular mRNA localization; protein localization to synapse; anterograde dendritic transport of messenger ribonucleoprotein complex
Cellular component (GO): neuronal cell body; neuron projection; plasma membrane
Molecular function (GO): mRNA binding; double-stranded RNA binding
Source: RefSeq, a predicted model, not a curated record